GAGAGCGAAAAGCGCCUACCGGUAUUUUCUGGGGGUAUUUGGAGCGAAUGAACGCAGACUCCUCUUUCCUGGCAGCUGUUAGGAAGUUAGAAUAAUUACGCUUGAGCCAUUUCUAGAGAGAUUUAGAUAAAACAACAGAGGAACACUUACCAAACGUUUUUCGGUGUUUGAAGCGAUGAGCUCCGUAAGUCCGGUGCACAACAGCCAUUCCCCGGCCGGCACCUCUUGUUCCUUCCGAGAUGAAGUGUUUCAGUUGGCGGUGGAUGCAGGAACGGUUUGACUUUGAGCCCGAUCACUCACACCUCUCAGGAGUUGCAAGAUGCUGAACAGGAGGCGCCGGUCCGUGCCUGCACCUUCGGCCGCCUUUGACCGCUGCCGGGCUGGGGAGAGGCUGCAGGCGGCGCUAGCCGGGUUGCAGGAGCUGGAACUGUUGAAGGAGAGGCAGAGGGAGCUGGUAAAAGGGGCGCUGGAGACCGAGAGCCCUACAGCCAAGCUGGCCAACAGGCAGAGCUGCACCGAGGAGGCCAGGCUGGAAGCGACCCUGUGCUCUCUAAAGGAGCAACUGUCACAUUUAAGGAAGCGAGAUGCGGGGCUGAAAAUUCAUCUGCAACAAUUGGACCAUCAGAUCAGUGAGCUCAAGCUCGAUGUGAACAAGGCUUCCCCUGAGCAACCAGAGAGUGACAGCAGGCCAAGUUCCGGGUUUUACGAACUCAGUGAUGGAGGGUCCUGCUCCCUGUCCACCUCCUGCACUUCCAUGUCCAGUGAGCGUACCUCACCGUCGCUGGGCAGCCUGUGGUACUGCAGCCGCCCAGCCGAGACAAGGGCCCUGAGGUCAGAGGUACGGCCUCGCUCGGCCGAUGAGCUCACCGUGCAGUCGACAGCCUUCAAACAGCAAGGUCCUGGCAAAAGGCCGGGGGGAGGCAUUCGAACAAGUGCCGAGCUGCUUCCCGGCUUCCACCUUGCCAGGCUCGGGGUCCCUCGGCAGAGACCAGUCUCUACAGGGGACCUGGAGAGGUUGGCACCAUGGCAUGUAACAUCUGCAGGCAUCUCAGACUGGAAGCUCCCUCAGCCCCCCUCUGCUGGGAGCGAGCACCACCUCCUUGCUCCGCAUCGGAACUUCCAGUGUGACCUGAUCUCCGAGGACAGCAGCGACAUCUACACGUACCCCAGCCCCCUUCACGCCGUGGCUCUGCAGAGCCCCCUGUUCUACCCGGUGGACGACGGGCCCCCCGUGGGCCGGAGCGGUGGUCUGCAGCCACGGGGGAUGCUUCUGUCCAACACCGGAGCAGUCGGCCCCAAGGAAGGAUCUUCGCCUCAGGCCACCGCUGGAGAGGGAGGGCCCGAACCAAGAGCAAGGGCCAUCAUGUCAGAGAAGGAGCGGGAACGGUGCGUCGUGGCCUCGCAGAAGGAGGCGGCUGCGAGGCCUGUUGGCAGCUGCAGGGCUGUAGGACCUCCAGCAGGAAGCACUGGAUUGAAGUCCCGGGGGGCUAAUGGUUGGCCCCCAAUCCCACCCCUAGGUUGGGAGGGGCUGGAGGCGGGGGCCGAUGUCCCGUUUGGGUUGGCAGUGCCCAGUAUUACUUCAGGGACUCGCUCAGGCCCCUUUGGUUCUGUGGGCCUCACCGGGCACGGUGGUCUGGAGCCCGGCAUUGACCCCCUGCGGAGGACUGGCUGGAGGCCAGCGGUCAGGCCAGGCAGGGGCAAGAGCGGGUUUGUGCCCACAGAGCCCCGGCUCCAGCUGCAGGUCAGCAAGGUCCAAGUGGCCAGAGCUGAGCGGAGGGUCAGUGGUGAGUCAACGUGGGCAGUUAAGAGACCUGGUGCUCGAGGGGUGAUAGCUGUGGCUGAGGAGAGUCCUGGCAGUGGGCGUGCAGCUGGCACAGGGGGCCUCCGAGCUCUGGGCCGCCAGGAGUUCCAGGGUCGGGCCCAGCGGCUGAGGGCAGGCAGGCACCGGGGUCCACGGGCAGGGCUGAGGGCACGGACCCCUCCUUGCUCCCACUCCCACCCCCGCAGUGAGUCAGAGGGCUCAGAGUAUUCAGCUGAAUGUGCCUCCCUAUUCCACUCCACCGUCGUCGAGAGCAGUGAGGGUGAGGGCAGCGAGUACACGGCUAACCGUUUCGGGGACAGCGAGUCGAGUGGGAGCGAGGGCCGAGGGCACAGGGUCGCCCUGGUCUGGCCUCGGGCCUCAGGCGGGCGGCAUCUCCCCGCAGAGGCCAGAGUUUGUCGUAUCAAGGCGUCGAAAGCUCUGAGGAAAAAGAUCCGGAGAUUCCAACCUGAAUCCUUAAAGGUUAUGACUAUGGUUUAGGGAGGUCUGGAGGGAAAGUAACCCUAGGCCUCCCCCCGUGGAGACCGGGCGCUGGGCCUGGGGCCUCCUCCCGUGGACAUGUCUUGACAAAAUAAGAGGUUACCUUUUUUAAAAGAGGAGAUGAUGAUCUGAUGGUAUUGUCGAUCGCUUACUAAUCCAGAGAUUGGGGUAACCUUCUGGGGUUUGGCUUCAAAAACAGAUAAUGGUAUUUGAACUCAAUAAAAAUAUUUAAUGAAGUGACUAAUGAUGACCAGGUCAGGAAAAUUCAUCUGGUUCUGUCCUUUUAGAGAAGGAAAUCUGCAUCCAUACCUGGUUCGGCCUACAUGUGACUCCAGACCUACAGGGACUUUGCGCAGUUAUGGAUGGGCAGUAAAUGCUGGUGGAUCCUUAUUCUGUGAAUAAAUUUUAAAAAGUGAGAGCAGUCUCUAGCUGUGAGCUGUAAAUGACCCCGGUGUGGCAGGGCUCCUGGGAUGAAUCACUCGGUGGGUCUAGUCUUAUGCGACUUGUCUUUGUACUCUGUGUAUAAUACCUUUUACUGUUGUAAGGAUGCAGUGUAACAAUAAAAAUAAAAAUAUUCCUUU
Messenger RNA from Stegostoma tigrinum, 2880 nucleotides. RefSeq names its product dapper homolog 2-like. Bases 320 to 2299 code for a protein of 659 amino acids. The transcript has 5 exons. The record is from RefSeq and is a predicted model, not a curated record. NCBI's taxonomy places the organism in Eukaryota, Metazoa, Chordata, Chondrichthyes, Orectolobiformes, Stegostomatidae. Gene Ontology annotation, cellular component: cytoplasm. Gene Ontology annotation, biological process: negative regulation of nodal signaling pathway.